Messenger RNA from Balearica regulorum gibbericeps (East African grey crowned-crane), 2013 nucleotides. Lineage: Eukaryota; Metazoa; Chordata; Aves; Gruiformes; Gruidae. The record is from RefSeq and is a predicted model, not a curated record.
AUGGCGCUGACCUUUGUCAUUAACUUUGUAUCCAGAGAGGAUGCUGCAGGCAAGGUGCUGGACCGCUGGGCCAUCAUGUCCAGGGAAGAAGAGAUCAUUACCCUUCAGCAGUUCCUGAGAUUUGGAGAAACCAAAUCCAUCGUGGAGCUGAUGGCAAUUCAAGAAAAAGAAGGGCAGGCUGUGGCUGUGCCAUCUUCAAAGACAGAUUCAGACAUAAGGACUUUUAUUGAAAGCAAUAAUCGCACCAGGAGCCCAAGUCUCCUUGCUCACCUGGAGAAUAGCAACCCUUCCAGCAUUCAUCAUUUUGAAAACAUACCCAAUAGCCUCGCAUAGUACAUAAACCCAGUCUCUGCUCCACUGCUGGGGCUGCCUCCAAACGGCCUCCUGCUGGAACAGCCGGCAAUGAGACUCCGUGAACCAAGCCUUACGACCCAAAAUGAAUAUAACGAAAGCAGUGAAUCUGAAGUUUCCCCUACGCCUUUCAAGAAUGAGCAGACAUCCAGCAGGAAGAAUGCUUUGACCAGCAUUACAAAUGUUGAGCCCAAAACUGAGCCAGCCUGUGUCUCUCCUGUUCAGACGCCUACGCCUGUCAAUGAUUUAUCAAAACCAGAACACACUAAAAGCUCAUUCCGCAUUCACAGAAUGAGGAGAAUGGGGUCGGCCUCCAGGAAAGGAAGAGUGUUUUGCAAUGCAUGUGGCAAAACUUUCUAUGACAAAGGUACUCUCAAAAUCCACUACAAUGCCGUUCACCUAAAAAUCAAGCACCGGUGCACUAUUGAGGGCUGCAACAUGGUCUUCAGCUCUCUCAGAAGCCGCAAUCGCCACAGUGCUAAUCCCAAUCCCCGACUCCACAUGCCUAUGCUAAGGAAUAACCGUGACAAAGAUCUAAUUCGUGCUACAUCAGGUGCCGCCACUCCGGUCAUCGCAAGUACAAAAUCCAACCUAACUUUAACAAGCCCUGGGCGUCCACCAAUGGGGUUCACCACGCCCCCUCUAGAUCCUGUACUACAGAACCCUCUUCCCAGUCAAUUGGUGUUCCCAGCUUUAAAGACUGUCCAACCUGUUCCUCCUUUUUACAGAAAUUUACUUACUCCCGGAGAGAUGGUGAGCCCUCCAACCUCACUCCCUACCAGUCCAAUAAUACCAGCAGUGAGUGGCAUUGAGCAGCAUCCCCCUCCUCCUUCAGAGUCAUCAGUACCUUCAGUGCUGAUGCCCACCCCAGAGCCUAAUGCUGACCUUGCCCCCAAGAAGAAGCCAAGGAAGUCAAGCAUGCCAGUUAAAAUUGAAAAGGAAGUUAUUGAUACUGCCGAUGAGUUUGAUGAUGAAGAUGAAGAAGUGAAUGACAGCAGCACAAUGGUGAAUGACAUUGGUCAUGACAAUCACUGCCAUUCUCAGGAGGAAAUGAGCCCAGGCCUGUCUGUGAAAGACUUUUCCAAAAGUGACAGAAGCAGAUGCAUUUCCAGACCAGACAUAAGAAGGGCAGACAGCAUGACAUCAGAAGACCAGGAGCACGAGAGAGACUAUGAAAAUGAGUCGGAGUCGUCAGAGCCCAAAUUGUGUGAGGAAUCCAUGGAAGGCGAUGAUCGCCUCCAUGAACCUGGUGAAAAAUCCAUGAUGCACAGUGACAGACCAGAAGAAAACCACAAUGACUCUUCCAACCAGGAUGUCAUAAAGGUGAAGGAAGAGUAUACAGACCCUACAUAUGAUAUGUUCUACAUGAGCCAAUAUGGACUGUACAAUGGAGGCAGUGCCAGCAUGGCUGCCCUUCAUGAAAGUUUCGCUACUACAUUCAACUACAGCAGCCCUCAGAAGUUCUCCCCAGAAGGGGAAAUGUGCUCCAGCCCAGACCCCAAGAUCUGCUACGUGUGCAAGAAAAGUUUCAAGAGUUCCUACAGUGUGAAGCUUCACUACAGAAAUGUUCAUUUAAAAGAGAUGCAUGUCUGCACAGUGGCUGGCUGUAACGCUGCGUUCCCAUCACGGAGAAGCAGAGACAGGUCAGUAAAUAUUAAUUGA